UCAAUUCUUCUUCUUCCCCGAUCUCAUCCUCUCUGCUAGGCCAAGGCUGAAUAUCUCUUUCUUCUUGUCACGAAAAAGAAUUAUGACUCAUUUCUUUUUUAAUAAAAAGGAAAUAAUAAAAUACUAGCUUAUUUCUCGAACAACAAACUCCUCGAUCUACGUAUACCCAGAACAAACACCAAUUCAACUAUUCAUCUCAAACUGAUAAGAGCUAGAAAAGUUAGGGUUAGGGACAUAGUGUUUUUCUUGAUGCUAAUUAGCAAGAACUAGGGUUUAGACAAUGUUGAUAUCGUCAGCUACUUCAACACCUUCUGCUAUUUCUGUAGCAUCUCUAUCAAGAAGUGCUACUUCUAGGGUUUCGAAUUUUGCAAAUUUAGAGAUAUCUUCUAAGAUAUCUUUAAGAGGUUUCAGAGCUAGGGUUUCAUCUAAGGCAGUAGUGAAGGUUAAAGCAAUGGCAGAAUUAGUUGAAGAUAAAGAAUCAAUCAAAAACGUUCAAAAUAUUAUCCGACUGAAGAAAUCAUCAUCAGAAAUUGAUGACAAUGAUAAUGUUGGCCAUUCACUUACUUUCAUUGAUGUUCGAAGUGAAAAAGAACUUCUCUUGGGGAUUAGGAAAGAGCAAGAAGCUGGACGAUUGCCUUCAAAUGUUGCCGCAGGGUUGGAGGAAUUAUACAAGAAUUAUCGGGAUGCGGUUCUUAAAAGUGGACAUCCAAACGCUCAUGAUAUUAUAUUGUCGAAUAUGUCUGUUGCAUUUGACCGAAUGCUGUUGGAAGUUGAGGAUCCUUUUGCCUUCUCACCAUAUCACAAAGCUAUAAGAGAGCCUUUUGACUACUACUUGUUUGGUCAAAAUUAUAUUCGUCCGCUGAUUGAUUUUAGAAGGUCUUAUGUUGGCAACCUUUCUGUUUUUGCGGACAUGGAAGAUAAGCUUAAUCAGGGUCACAAUGUCAUAUUGAUCUCCAAUCACCAAAGCGAAGCAGAUCCCGCAGUCAUUUCAUUGUUACUCGAAACAACAAACUCUUAUAUUUCUGAGAACUUGACAUAUGUUGCUGGAGACAGAGUUCUUACAGAUCCUCUUUGCAGGCCGUUCAGCAUGGGAAGGAAUCUGGUAUGUGUAUACUCAAAGAAACACAUGAACGACAAUCCUGAGCUUGCUGACAUGAAAAGGAGAUCAAAUACAAGGAGUCUGAAGGAGAUGGCAUUGCUUUUAAGGGGUGGAUCACAGAUAAUAUGGAUUGCACCUAGUGGUGGUAGGGACCGCCCAGAUCCUUCCACAGGAGAAUGGUUUCCAGCACCCUUUGAUGCUUCUUCAGUGGACAAUAUAAGAAGACUUGCGGAUCAUUCAGGUCCUCCAGGGCAUAUCUAUCCCUUGACAUUAACGUGCCAUGACAUCAUGCCACCACCUCUCCAGGUAGAAAAAGAAAUCGGAGAAAAAAGAGUGAUUUCUUAUCACGGAGUUGGAUUAUCUGUGGCUCCAGAAAUGAGCUUCAAUCAGGUUGCUGCAAACCAUGAAAACCCUGAAGAGGCCAAAGCAGCUUUUUCACAGGCUCUGUAUAAUUCAGUUACUGAGCAUUACAAUACAUUAAAGGCAGCUAUACAUGGAAAGCAAGGGCUGAAUGCAUCGACCUCUACUGUCGUUUUGUCGCAACCAUGGAACUAGUCGUCUACAAGUUUCGAAUAUGUUAAUCGAUUUUUUUUCAGUAUCAGAAUGUUGGCGACCGAAGGCCUGUGAGUCUGUGACAAUGCACAACUGUGUACUUGGGAUAUUGUUCUUCCAGGGUGGGACUCUUUAUCAGGAGGGUGAAGUGUUAGAAUUUAUAAUUUCUUUAGCAAUUGUACAGAUUUUUGCUCGAAAUCGUAGCGCACAAAAGAUGCAAGCAUUUUGACCUGUGUAAUCUAAUUUCAAUUCUACAAACAUUUUUGUAAUUCUUCGAGUAAUCAAUAUUCUUUUUAGCAAUUUAAUGCGACUAACUGAA
Molecule: messenger RNA, 1970 nt
Organism: Papaver somniferum (opium poppy)
Lineage: Eukaryota; Viridiplantae; Streptophyta; Magnoliopsida; Ranunculales; Papaveraceae
Product: glycerol-3-phosphate acyltransferase, chloroplastic-like
Exons: 13
Coding region: 281-1654 (457 amino acids)
Biological process (GO): glycerophospholipid metabolic process
Molecular function (GO): glycerol-3-phosphate O-acyltransferase activity
Source: RefSeq, a predicted model, not a curated record